Molecule: messenger RNA, 2753 nt
Organism: Mus pahari (shrew mouse)
Lineage: Eukaryota; Metazoa; Chordata; Mammalia; Rodentia; Muridae
Gene: Malsu1
Product: mitochondrial assembly of ribosomal large subunit 1
Exons: 4
Coding region: 66-737 (223 amino acids)
Biological process (GO): negative regulation of translation; negative regulation of ribosome biogenesis
Cellular component (GO): mitochondrion
Molecular function (GO): ribosomal large subunit binding
Source: RefSeq, a predicted model, not a curated record
ACGCAGAAUCCCGGAGCCGCCCGGAAGCUCCGCCCCCUCCACCCAGAGAAGUCGCAGCGACAGCUAUGGGUCCGGGCUGGUCGCCCGCGCGGCGUCUGUGGCCGCUGCUGUGGCGCAGGGCGGCCGUCCAGAGAGCGGGCCCCGCAGUGGCUUCGGUUCCCUGGCUUCCGCGGCUGGCAGAGCGAGGGCUUCCCGCGGGGCCCGCGAGUCUGACGCGCGGCCUGCACCAUGGGCCUCAGGCCGAGGAGCGGACCGCUGGCGACGCUCGCCUGCAGCCCGGACCGGCAGAUCACAUUGGUGCCAAGUUUGACAUCGAUAUGCUGGUUUCACUUCUGAGGCAAGAAAAUGCAAGAGACAUUUGUGUGAUCAAGGUUCCUCCAGAAAUGAGAUACACAGACUACUUUGUGAUUGGGAGUGGGACUUCCACCCGGCACUUGCACGCUAUGGUCCACUACCUUGUGAAGAUGUAUAAACACCUGAAAUGUAGAAGUGAUCCGUAUGUCAAGGUCGAGGGGAAGAGUGCUGACGACUGGCUGUGUGUGGACUUCGGGAGUAUGGUGAUCCAUUUGAUGCUUCCAGAAACCAGAGAAGCCUAUGAAUUAGAGAAACUAUGGACUCUACGUUCUUUUGAUGACCAGUUAGCUCAGAUAGCAGCUGAGACGUUACCUGAAGACUUCAUUCUUGGACUAGAAGAUGACACUUCAUCCCUGACUCCAGUGGAGUUCAAAUGUAAAUAAAACAAAGUUAAUGCCAUUCUUUACUUGGGUAUGACUGAGCCAUCUGCUUGGUCACUACAAGUUCCUGUCUACCUCUUGAACACUCAUGCUGGUAGCUCAGACUAAAAACCAGUAAUUCAAUCCCAGUUAUUCAGCAUACUGUCUUUACUCUUGAAAUUGUAGCAUGGUGCCUCCGGUAGCACUGAUCCCAGGACUGACUCAAGUUCUCUGUUUAGAUUAUCAGCCUGCCUUCCUUCCCCAGUUUUCCAGAGAUGUCUGAGGGAGAUAGUAAGUAGCUCGGUGCUAGGGUACAAGAAUAACAUUUCUAUAAAUAUGUGGCACAAGUACAAUUUUUAUAUUUAGAACAUUAUGGAAAGCCAUGUAAAUCUGUAGAUCUUAGUUCGUAUUAAUUAAAUAGGACAACCAAGGUUCACAUUCUUGUGCCAAGGGCUGAAAAAAUAACUUGCUGGUAGGUUACUGCUUACUGUAAGAUAUCAUAGAAAAUAACUCAAGAACACUCAUCUGAAAACAUACUACAGAAGCUGUGGUUUAUGAUGAAAACUUUAUUCUGCAUCAGGGUACCUGGAAAAUGAAGCUGCAUUUGGGGCACACUACAGAUGAGAAGUGAUCUGUAUAUGGUGAACACAAAACACAAUUAUAGAGUUACUCAGUACCAGGUACUCCAGACUACCAGUGCUUAAAUGAAAGUAAAACAUGAUUGGCCACUCUAAAGGCUAGACAUGAAAUAUGGCAGAAUUGAAACCAACAGAUAGAAAUGUAGCACCUGUCAGUUUUUUAAAAAACAAACACUGGAAAAAUCAAAUACUGAGGAAGAGCUCUGGCCUUAAGCAUAUCUCCCCUGAGAUCCAAGCAGGAGAGCUGGUCACAUUUUUUUUAAGCAGUUUAAAUCCAUCAUAUCAAAAUGCUAGAUGAAUUCAGUUGUAAAAAGGGGGCACUUUUUGGCUAAAACUACAAAAUAGACUGGUUUUAUGAAAAUGUUUAGGAAUUCAUUUUCACAAUGUCUAAAUGAUAUGCUGAUAAUCAGAAAAACUUAAAGGCAUGUUAAUCCUGAAACAUAAAUGAGGCAAAGUGAUUUUCUGAAGGGUUACAUAAUACCCUCAAGGUCAGUGUAAUAUGACUGUAACCACAUUAUGAACAAAGCAACAAAAACAAUUCAGAAAGCAGCAUGGCCUUGAGGAUCACCCACACCUACACGUAUCCAUACAGGGCUUUGCCACUAAGUUGAGGAAGGGCAAAGGGAAGUCCGAUGUUUCCACAGUCUGAGUUCCCAAAGCCGUUUGCUGGAUCCCCUACCUUGACUCACUGUCAGGUAACUGCAGGGUAGACAGAAACUCUGCUACAUUUCAUGGAAGAGUUUUGGAGGACUUAAUUCUUCCACUGUUUAAAACAUCUUUAAAAUAGCUUAGGUUUGCGACAGUGCCAGGCACAAGGAGAUGGAGCUCUUGUUGCCCUUCAGCCCAGUCACACUACCUGACUCCCCCUGGUCUUCACAAAGCAAUCCUUUCCAUGUCUGCUCAGAGUAUGGUCUGAUUGCAAGUGUGUUGGCAAACUGAGCACCUGGUGAAACAAACUCAAGCUGAUUUUGUUUAAAUUCUGCAUUUCUUCACUGACAUGAAUUUCUUUCUUCCUUUUCGUGGUGACAGUCAAAGCACAAAGCAUUUGCAAAUUCCCACACAUAGCUAAACACAAAUCCCCAAGUCUCCUGGAGCCCUGUACACUAGCCGUCCUUUACCCUAGCCGUCCUGUACACUAGCCGUCCCGGACCCUGCCACCACUCUUCUUGGUCAGCACCGUCAACAAUCUUCCCAGAUAGGAACAAAGGAGUACAUGGUAUUGCUGUUCUUUGAGAAUAGGCACUGCUCCUUAUCGUUGAACAUUUAGUGGACUUUCCAACUACUGUCAAAGGCUCAAAAAAUGCAAAAUUAUUUUUCCAACCUUACUCUCACCAGCCAGACGUAAAAUUACUUUUUCAAUUACUUGCCUAUCAGCUGAUAACUGUUAAAUUUUAUUUAUUUU